Messenger RNA from Felis catus (domestic cat), 6171 nucleotides. It is a transcript of the gene PROB1, whose product is annotated as proline rich basic protein 1. Lineage: Eukaryota; Metazoa; Chordata; Mammalia; Carnivora; Felidae. The transcript has a single exon. The record is from RefSeq and is a predicted model, not a curated record. The coding region runs from base 1629 to 4694 and encodes 1021 amino acids. Gene Ontology annotation, cellular component: nucleoplasm.
GGGGUAUAGCGUAGGGGAGGACUACUUUGUUAUCUAAUAGGCACUGUCCUUCCUACUCUUGGUAUUUAAUCCCUCCCUAUGUAAACAGCUCUGGUUACCCCUGGUUACCUGUAAACACCCCACCCCACUCCCAGUGCCUUGGUAAAUUUAACUCUCCCAACUUGGCUAUAGAGCAGGAAGGGCUGUGUGUGUGUGUGUGUGUGUGUGUGUGUGUGUGUGUGAAGUCCUGACCAGAGACAUCAAAGAUCAUGGGUUCCAGGACCACAAUGAAUUUGGGAAAUCAAUUUCCAUCAUAUAAUGUUAUGUUAUACCUGUGAAUCACACUUGCACCUUCUUACACUUCCCCCAAACAGAAGCUCGAGUCUUCCCAAAGGGAAGGAAGGGAAAAGGACCAUGCUAUGUCUAUUUUUAAGGUGGGGGAAGUCUGCGAAGGGUCUAGGACUCACUAAAGUUGCAUAUGCAGGGCUAGAUGAUAGGUAGGUUUGAUCCUUUCACAAGCCAUCUCUGAUGGCUAGGCGGUCAUGGAGACAUACCCAGGCAGGAGACCCACUCAGAGGCUGAGUCAGAUUUGUCAAGUCUAGCCUAACCUGGGUCAGUGUGAGGAUGAGUACAAUGGGGAUGGGGGUGCUGAUGCGUUUGCUCCAAGGCCACCUGGAGCCUGAAUCAUAGUAGGAACUCGAAGCCAGAAGUUUAAGGGUAAAUGGUGCCCAUUGUCAUUGUCCCAGGGCUAUGACAGGUGGUGACUCCUUCCCAAUCUGUUCCUGUCCCCAGGGUGCUGGAGUGAGGGCCUUGCAAGUGCCUGGGAGAGCACAGAGGUCUUUCUGCCUCAGAGUCUUUAUACAGGGGGCCACAGCUACCCCCAGAGGUUCCUAGGAGACCCCCACAUAGGCAUCCAGGGCUUGUUCUAGGUGCCAAGGCAGAAUGGGAAUGCUAGAGCUAUGCACUCCAGCCCCAUCCAGGAUGUUCCCACUAAAAGCAAUGGGUCCAGCCAGGGACAGCACCUACCUGAGGCCCUGGCACAACUUUCCGGGUCGAGGGAGCUUACCAAGCAAUGCUUUCUAUCGGAUCGUGGGCUGAUGGGUCAAGGAAGGUGGUGGGUACACCCUUAUGAACUCUAGCUAGUACAAGUGAUAAGGCUGGGGAGAAGGGGUGCACUGAGGUGAUGGGAAGACACUGGGGGCUAAGGAGAAGAUGAAAUUGCUCACAAGAUCUGAGUUGCCUGGUUUGAAAGUGUGGUCCGGGCCCCCUGGCUCACAUUCUAAUCCAUACCACCAUGGUCCUUGUUAGGCAGACCCCUGCUCAGCCUGUUUCCUAGCCUGUGGAGGAGUGGAGAUGGGCCUAGCCCCUGGCUUCAAGUUGCACACCUGCCUUUCCCUCACCUUCAUGUCAGCCAAAGCCUGGCGACGCAGCCUAGGCUUCUGGCCCGCGCCAGGGGAGAAAGCUGGAAAGGUAGAGCCUAGGGCCCAAGUCUCUCCUGCUAGCGACGCCACCGCUUCGCGAGCGGACGCGGCCGCUUUAAGGCGCGGUGACCCCCACGACACCCGCGGGCGGGGCGGGGACAGUGCGGGCGUCCGCGGCACCGGCGGAGGCUAACGUGAGGGAGGUAGUGCGCGGCGUCCAGCCCCACCAUGCUGACCGCGUUCGCACCGCCAGCCCUGCCUGGGCUCCCAGGGCGCCUGCCUGAGGUCCCCGCCCGGCGCCAGGACUCCUCCGGUUCGUCAGGUUCCUACCACACUGCUCCGGGUUCUCCAGAGCCCCCGGACGUUGGGCCGGACGCGGAGUGCCGAGCGAAUUGGCCCGGGGUGGCCCCUGCGCUGGGGGCGGGCGCGCAGCCUCGCCUGUCCGUCAGCGCCCAGAAUAGCCGCCAGCAGCUCGGGACCAGCUCGGGUUUCCCGCGAGGCCCGGGCUCCGGCCCGCGGCCACCCCAGCCCCAGCUGCGCAUGCUGCCGUCGGGGGAGAUGGAAGUCAUCUUCGGCGCCGGGGCCCUGUUCAGCCGCUCGGACGCGGCGGAUAGCGAGGUGCAACAGCUCACCGCUCGAGCUUUCCGCAGCCUCUCUCCGCCCGGGCCCUCGACUCCUGCUCCAGCAACACCGACGCCUCAGGCCCCGAACGGUGGCUCCCGCUGGGCCACUUACCUGGAGCUGCGGCCCCGCGGGCCAAGUCCUGCGACCCCAGCGCAGUUCGAGUGUGUGGAGGUGGCGCUGGAGGAACGUGCCGAGCCCGCCAGACCCCGGACUGUGCCCAAGCGUCAAAUUGAGCUGCGCCCCCGACCCCGGAGCCCCCCGCGGGAGGCGGGCGCGCCGCGCCCCCGACUGCUUCUGCGCACUGGCUCCCUGGAUGAGUCUCUGGGCCGCCUGCAGGAAGCCGCGGGUCUAGUGCAGACAGCACUGGCCAGAAAACUAAGCCCUGCGGCCCCUGCCCGGAGCAGCGCCACCUUCGGGCCCACGGGGCGGCUGGAGUGUGCGACCCGGGAAACGGCCCGCAGUACCCGAAAGGUCCUGGAGGAGGCCAGGUCUCGGCCACCCCGCGUGCAUCAUAGUUCAGCCCCCGCCAGGGCACCACGGCCGUGGCCUAGCCUCCGAGAGCGCGCGAUUCGGCGUGACAAGCCCGCGCCGGGGACCGAGCCGCUGGGUCCGGUUAGUUCCAGCAUCUUCCUGCAGUCAGGGGAGAAGAUUCAGGAGGCGCACAGUCAGGAACUCAAGACUCGGUUCCCGCGAGAGACUCUGGAUCGAACCAUCCUGAGAGAACCGUCUCCGCCUUUUGAGUCUAGGGACCCCCGGGAGGUUCCGAGUAAGGCUGGAAAACCUAGGAGCUCGUCCCCACUGUGGCAGGCUCCAAAUGGGACCGUACGGGGUCCUCACUGCCCGUCCCCCCAGAAUCUGCCUCCAUGGAAUCGAGCUAUUCGGAGAGUAAGUAGCCCGUCGUUUCCCGAGGCAUCCUCUGCCUGGGGAAAUCAGGAUCCUGCUAUCGAGGAAACUGUCAGCAGAAGAAGCCCUUCCCCACCGAUCCGUUCUCAGUGGAAUCAGGGUGUUGCCAGAACAAGAAGCCCAUCCCCCGAAGCUCCUUCCCUGUGGGAGGUUCCGAAACCUGCAGUUGGGAAUACCGCAGAGGGCAAUAGGAGCCCGUCCCCGCCGGCCUUGUCCUCACUGGAGGCUCCAGAUCAUACUAAUGGGACGUGGAACCCAUCUCCCCAAGAGACGUGGGAUCCCACACUGCAGGGCUCAUCGAUCGUACCUACAUCGGAAGCUCUAAAUGGGAUAGGACAGGAGGAGCUGGCGCUGCCUAGACCGUCCGCCCCCAGGACCCCCGAGCUCACAGACGCGCAGAGUCCGUCCACGCGGGAGAUGCGGAAUCUUGCCUUCCGAGGCAGUCAGCCGUCGCCAGAAGUGGAUGCACCCGAGCUGCCCCUCAGUCGCCUCGUGGGCACCUUGGAUGCCGAUGUGCACCGGGAAGUCUCGGGCCCUGGAGAAGCAGCCUCGGGACGACCGCGCGUGGCCAUUCCACGGCCCCGCGACGUGCGCAAGAUGGUGAAGACCACGUACGCGCCAAGCUUUCCUCCGGGAACACCAGGUUCGGGGCUGCCUGCGCCUCCGGCGGAACCCCGCGGAGAGGAGGGCGGCUCAUCCAAGACACAAGAGUUCCAGGCGCUGGAGUCCCCAGCCCCAGCUCACUACACUUCUGUUUAUCUGAAGGACUUUCUGCCAGUCGUGACGCACCCCUACGAGCCCCCAGAGCCGUCCCCCGACACAGUCCCCCGGGACGCUUCACAGCCCAACGGGGUCCUGAGGCGGAGAGCAGAGAACAGCACGGCAAAACCCUUCGCGCGCACUGAGAUCCGCCUGCCUGGUGCACUGGCCUUGGGCCGCCGGCGGGAGGGACCUGGGGGAGUCCUGGUGCGCGGUUCUGGCGUAGAGAACCGGGAUGCGGAGGUCCAGCGCCUGGUCCCUGACGGCCAGGGGCGGACCAGCCCUCUAGGAGGCGCUCGCACCUCACCCCAGCAGUCGCCCAUAGGGCCAGCCGGGCCCCAACCAUCCAGACCACCCUGUCCCAGCUCCCCUCAGGCGAACCCUAGCUUGAGCCCUGGGAUAGCACCCAAAUUGGAGACGCCUCGUGUGGCCCCCGAGACCGCGACUGCUGUCCAGUCGUCUCUCCCGCGGGAGCCCCAGGCGUCUGCAGGCAGAAUGGCCCCGCCCCAGCCCCGCGCCGCGUCAGCGCCACCGAUGGACCGGUCCCCAGAAGGCCCUUUCCAGGGGGCGCGGAAGCCACCUGGGACCGCGUAUCCGGGGAAGGUCCUGGUGGACCCCGAGAGCGGCCGAUACUACUUUGUGGAGGCGCCGCGACAGCCUCGGCUACGGCUGCUCUUCGACCCAGAGAGCGGGCAAUAUGUAGAGGUGCUGCUGCCGCCAUCGCCCCCAGGGCCACCCCGCCGCGUCUACACCCCGCUGGCCCUGGGCUCCAGCCUCUACCCGCCCGCCUAUGGGCCUAUCCCCAGCCUGUCGAUGCCGCCAUCCCCGGGCCCGCCGGCCUUCAGCGGCCCCCCGCUACCCUGGGCCUCUGAGGCGGGGCACCUGGACGGGAUGUAUUAUCUGCCAGUGAGUGGAACCCCCAGCCCCGCACCCCCUCUGCUCCUCUGUGCUCCACCCAACAGCUCAGGUUCAGCCCAGCCCGGCAAAGGGUCCUUGUUCCCAGUGUGAGGUCUGAUCCCCCAUGGUGUUGGGGCCUGUUGGUAGCCUUGGAGGUUCUGGCAUCCAGUCCCCUGCCCUUCUUUCCUUCUAUCACCUCUUUCUUUUACUCAUCGCAUCCAGUCUUCAGACCGGAAGUUACCUUCAGAGAAUGUAUCUGAAACUUUGGGACUGAUGGAGCUGGAAUUCAGAAAGUGGCUGCCUACUUCCUCCCCCAACAAAAUUGUAUACUCCUUUCCCAAGCAUUCCCAGAGUGUAGUGUGUUUGUGUGUGUGUAAAAGUGAGGGGUCUCAAGAGUUGUCCCUAGGAGCCAAUUUGAGGGGCUGUUGGGGUUUGCUAGGGGCAACAAGAAAUAGGAGCAGCAGAGGGCUGGGCUGCUCCCAGAGGUAGUGAGCUGUCUGUCCCUCCCUGAAUGGUGGACCCAGCUGAGAUGGAGCAGGCUAGUGAGCACUGGUGGGGUGGAAGGAGAAGGACUCUGGCUAGAAACUUUGUUAUUCUUUGGAAGAGGGUGUGAGCCUUGGCCUGGGAGACUGUGUGGGAAAGUGGCCAGUGCAGCCCCUAGGCCAGGCAGGGUCUGAGAAGGAGAGCUGUUGAGACAGCAGGUGGAGGCAGAGCAAGGAAGUAACAUGGAAGUGGUUAUGGUUAUGGACAGUCAGCCUGGGGAUGGGGGUUGGGUGGGGAGGCAGCUGUAGUCUCCAACUGGGAGCCCAAACUCUCAUCCUCCCCUUAACCUCAGCAUCUGACUUGGCUUCUCUAAGCCCUCAGAGCUGAGCUGGCUCAUCCUAGGGCCAGGAGUGGGGGGGCUUAAGCCAUCCCCACCCAGAGUGGAAAGCAGAUGAAGUGAAUCAUCAGGAAGGACUUACAAGCAGAGAUUCUUGACCAUUCUGGGUUCUGGGUGUAAUGGAGGAUGAGUUAAGGCUGGCAGUAAAAGGGGUGCCCCUGGGGUCGGGAUGAGGGCAGGGACAGAGACAUGGAGCCUCAACUGGUUCAACUGCCUCAGUAACAGUUGUGGCAACCAUGCCCAGAGAGGGGGUGGCUCUGCAGGCUGGGCACAGCAAGGAAGGGCCUGUGUUCUAAUUGCCCUGAGAUUGUAGGAGCCUCUGAGGAGGCCUGAGAGAGAUGAAUGGGGUAGGAGAUGCUCUGCAUGGGGGUCUGUGUGGAGUUCUGAGCUUGAAUUGGCAGAAGCUUGUAGAACUGAUAAGUGAUGAUGUGAUGAGUUUGUGGAAGAAGAGUUCCCAUUAGAAGCAGUUGUUGGGGACAGAGAUGGAUGCCUUACUUAGGUUCCAGGCCUCUGGGGGGUCUGGGUCCCUUGAAGUCUACCUGUCUGCCUCUCUGCCUUGGACUGGAAGCUGACCAGGAGAACUAUGAGUAGAAUAACCUGAACAUCUUCUUAUGGCCAGAGAUGCUGGUUCUGAUGACAUGAAGGGCCCUGGGCUGCUCCUGGUCCCCUCACCUCAUCCUGGUGUGCAAUAAAUCACUGACCCAAUGA